Messenger RNA from Pleurotus ostreatus (oyster mushroom), 1041 nucleotides. RefSeq lists its product as uncharacterized. Bases 1 to 1041 code for a protein of 346 amino acids. The record is from RefSeq and is a predicted model, not a curated record. NCBI's taxonomy places the organism in Eukaryota, Fungi, Basidiomycota, Agaricomycetes, Agaricales, Pleurotaceae. The transcript is spliced from 6 exons.
AUGUCUGUUGUAAAUCUAUGCCCUCUUAUCGAUCUCGGUGCACCUACCCAAGUGGCCCAUCGACUCGCUGCUGGUUCAGGCGAUGAAAUAAGUCGUAACCAUAAGGACUCAGGGCAUAUUCGAUAUGUUUUUGAUUUUGGAUCUUCUGUUGUAGAAGAAUCGGAAGAGUGUGGUCGCGCGUUGGAAUGCCUGAUAGCUGGCCCGCACAACGUAUCCGUCGCCGAUUCUGAAACGGGAAUUGUCUGGACUUCAAGCCUUGAUGAACUCUCAACUCCGUCGCCAACCAGGGCUCAGGCGAAAAUACAUUUCAAAUGCAAUCGUAGUUUGACAGAGAUCUCAUUUCGUUCAGAGGAACAACAGGGCGACGUAUCGGUGCACUCAUUUGAUUGGGAAACCCCGCACGCCUGUGAGCAUGUCAUCAACAGCAGUGCCAACCUCGACCAAAUAGGGACCCUUGAAGAAGGAGGCACUGACGAAAGUAACCAAGAAGAUCAAGAUGGCGGUUCCGAAGAUGAAGAGCAGAACCUUGUGCCUCCCGCCCACACGUCCCAUCGACAAAUCCUUCGCAUUCUUUUCUUUGCCGGGUUGACGAUUGUGGCCAUCUCUGCCCUGGUAAUCCGUAGACCUUCCAUCCUACCUACACCUCUUCGCUCCCUCCUCAUGAUCCCUCUCCCUAACUCGCCGCUUCUCCGUUUCGCUGCCAAACGCCGUGCGAGAUCGGCUGGAGACAAUCAUGCGGACCAGCUCCCUGAUCAUCGCUUCCGCGUAGACGAAGGACGUCUUGUUCGCUGGGCUCACGAGGACAUGAGUCUGGAGGGUGAAGGGGAGCUAGACGUUAUGGUUAAUGGAUCCGAUGAUCUGGCCGACCCAGAUGAAGGCGCCCGUUAUGCUUACGGGUACGGGUAUGGUGCGGCGGGAGUCGGCCGGAUGGGUGCUGAGUAUAUUCCUCUGAAGCCCAAUCCGUUCGCCGGUACGAAGUUUGGUAAAGCUAAGCUCUGGGGUGCCAAAGCAGGCUACGGCAGUGUCGUCAUUGGGAGAUGA